Messenger RNA from Trichomonas vaginalis G3, 777 nucleotides. RefSeq lists its product as uncharacterized. The record is from RefSeq and is a predicted model, not a curated record. Lineage: Eukaryota; Parabasalia; Trichomonadida; Trichomonadidae. The coding region runs from base 1 to 777 and encodes 258 amino acids. The transcript has a single exon.
AUGAUGCUUGAAAGAUCAAAGAGUGUUGGGUUUAAGACAAUUCCAUCAGAUGGAAGUGGAACAGACCUUGCUUCUAUCUGGGGAUCUCAAGGACUUGAAUCAAAUACUCCUCCUUCUUCCCCUGUUGCAAAAAAUUCCCCAACCAUGUUCUCAUUACUAAGUUUGAAUACACCCAAAUCUCCGAAGAAGUCAUUAUAUGUACCUCCACGUAUAGAUUCGCCUUCUCCGAAGAAAUCAAGGCCAAAGCCAGUAGAUUAUAUGUAUUCAUCAAUAUCAUUGACAUCAUCACAGAAAGUCAGCUUCGAUUCUAUUUACAAAUCUACAACAACUUAUGUUUAUAAGGGAAAUGAGAAUCAAAAUCUUGCAUGGGAAGAUUUUAGGAGGAUAGUUCAGGAUGCUGAAGAAAGUAUAGUUGCAACUCCUAACUUAGUAUUUCAAUUCAAGAAAAAGGUAGUUAGCGCUAAAGCAUUAACAUCUUCUGCUCAAACGAAAUUGGAUAAAAUUACAGAUGAACUAUCAAACAUUGAUAUAGAGAAAGCAUUAUCAUUGAUUCAAGAUCUUUCAAAAGUAGAAAAAUUAUCGAUUUACUCGACUUCUCCAUUCAAUUUUAGCGUUGUUACACCGAUACAUCUAAAAUAUACUGAGGUAGGAUCUCAAUUAGGUCCUCUUCAUAGGUAUGUGUUCAAUGGGUUUAUAUUCCCAUCCACUUUAGAUAAAUUCAUGCACGUUUACACAGAUUUAGGUUCUGUUAAACGAUAUACAGUAGUUUUACAUUAA